Molecule: messenger RNA, 1756 nt
Organism: Nezara viridula (southern green stink bug)
Lineage: Eukaryota; Metazoa; Arthropoda; Insecta; Hemiptera; Pentatomidae
Source: the annotation of a GenBank genome assembly
CGAUCAUCCAUAUUUCAUUUGUAAACAAAAUGUAACAAGUAUUAAUCAAUCAACUUUAAAUUUGUUUUUAAAAUGUCUAUUGUUUACGCAGGAAAAUUAAGUCUAUUAUGUUUCAUUUCACCCAUAUUCAGUUUGAAUUUCUUACUUCUUCGAUAUGUUCUUCAAAUAUUCAUAGCCCAAAAUUUAAUUCUUGAAACUACAUAUCUUUCCUUUGCCUAUUUUAUUCUACUGAACGUCAUAUUAAGAAUAUUUUUAAAAGAUUUUCUUUAUGAGGUUGGGGUCCGAGCUCUUCUUCUUGGAAGCUUUUUUUCUAUUGGUAUUCUAGUUGCAUUUCUUGCUCCUGAUUCAUACAAAGUUUUUGGAUGGUACUUAUCUGUCUUAACAUUUUUUCAUUAUUCAGAAUUUUUGGCUAUUGCUAUUUCCAAUCCAGAAACAUUAUCAGUCAAAUCAUAUAUAUUGAAUCAUUCAGUAGAUUAUCAAAUUGCAGCUCUAGCCAGCUGGAUAGAGUUUUUUGUUGAACGCUACUUCUAUCCAGAUUUAAAAUUAACCUGGUGGGUGUCAGCCUGUGGGCUGUUGACAUGCAUUGCUGGAGAAGUUCUUCGAAAAACGGCCAUCAUACAAGCCCGCUCAGGAUUUACUCAUAUUGUCCAAAACAAGCGUAAACCAGAUCACAAACUUGUGACGACCGGUGUUUAUGCUUGGACGAGGCAUCCAAGUUAUGUCGGCUGGUUUUACUGGGCAAUAGCUACUCAGAUAAUUUUGGUUAAUCCUAUUUGCAUCUUGGCCUACACACUAGCAAGUUGGAAAUUUUUUAAUGACAGGAUAAUUAUUGAAGAAUUAACAUUACUUUCAUUUUUUGGAGAUGACUAUAUAGAAUAUCAAAAGAAAGUUCCUACUGGAUUACCAUUCAUAAAAGGAUAUUUAAUUGAUAAUUAUCAAGAUCCUGACUAGACAUCUUUUGAUUCUAAAAUAAAAGAAUUUCAUUUAUAUAGGAAUGAAUGAGUAUUGAAAGGAAUGAAAAGUGAUUGCUGCUCAUUUUGAAGGAAAAUAAAGUAAUUCCGAAGCCUCUAAUGAACCAAAGACUAUAGCUAUGACCUAUAAGGAUAGAUUAUGUAUAAAAUAGCUAUAUAUUUAGACCCUGAAGGGCUAUUUCCCAAUGAAUUCCUAAAAGUCAUGUAAAAUUAAAUAUUAUUAAUAAAAUUUAUUACUAUUUUACUUUUAGGAAAGAAGUAAUUCCUGACUGAAUUUAUUUUAAAAGAAAUGUUAAUAUACUCUUAGAUUUUUUUUAUGAUUAGUACUACUAUUAAAAAAACAAAGUCAAUUUUUUAGCUAGCUAAUAAAGGACGUAAGUUUUUGUAAAAAACAAAACAAAUAACAAUCAUGUACUUAUAUGAACCUUUCUCUAUGACGAAAGGCAAGCCUAGAUUAAUUUUAUGAGUGACAUUGUUAAUUUUUUUUUCAAUGAUGACGUAAUCCUUGAAACAUUUUGAACAGUAAUGUACAUUUAUUAAAUGAUUGUUGGUGGUACUCUUAAAAAAUAAAACAUUUAAUUUAUUAAUGUUUUGAUUGAAAAUUGAAAUUGUAUUAUUUAUUUUAAAUACUGAAGUGCCAAGGAAAUUUAAAAAUACUACCAUUUUAUGUAUAGAAGUUUAACUAUUAUUUUACUUAACGCUCUUAGUUCUGGUUUAGUGAAUUUUUUGUAACUAUUUAUUAUUUUUUGUAACAUUAAAUUAAAUAAAAGUUGUUAUUAACAAUA